Messenger RNA from Aspergillus campestris IBT 28561, 2646 nucleotides. RefSeq lists its product as uncharacterized. Bases 1 to 2646 code for a protein of 881 amino acids. Gene Ontology annotation, molecular function: oxidoreductase activity; FAD binding. NCBI's taxonomy places the organism in Eukaryota, Fungi, Ascomycota, Eurotiomycetes, Eurotiales, Aspergillaceae. The record is from RefSeq and is a predicted model, not a curated record. The transcript has 10 exons.
AUGUCUAGAUUUUCUCUCCAAGGAAGAACAGCCCUCGUCACCGGCGGCGCCCGGGGAUGCGGUCUCGCCUUUGCGCAAGGACUGGCCGAAGCGGGUGCUAACGUGACCAUCUUCGACAUGGUCGAGCCGGAGGCCCAAUUCCACGCCAUUGAAAAGACGUGUGGUGUGCGAACAGCCUAUUACAAGGUGGACGUAUCCUCCGAAUCCUCCCUCGCGGCCGGAUUCCAGCAAUUCCAGGCCGACUUCAACAACGCGCUCGAUAUCUGCGUACCGUGUGCCGGUAUCAACCGCCAUCUACCCUUCCUAGAGUUUACCUACGAGGCCCACCAGAGCCUGCUGUCUGUCAAUGUCGUGGGCCUCUACUUCACGGCCCAACUGGCAGCCCGACAGAUGAUCGCCAAUGGCACCAAGCAUGGCAGUAUUGUGCUGGUGGCCAGCAUGGCGAGCCACAUCGCCGUGCGCAGCCAGCUGUGCAGUGCAUACUGCGGUUCCAAAGCGGCCGUACGAGGCAUGUGUCCUGCCAUCGCGAAGGAACUGGCGGAAUAUAAUAUCCGUGUCAACUCCAUCUCGCCCGGCUACGUACGCACCGAGAUGACUGCAUCCGUAGGUGACUGGUUCCCCCGCUCCACUUCUGCGCUGACGGACCAGUUUCCCCAUCUCCUGGAGGGAUGGAAAUCCGAAACGAUGAACGGACGGAUCGCCGAGCCGGAGGAUAUCAUGGGGGCGUGUGUCUUCCUCGCCAGUGACGCCAACCAGAUGAAGCGGAAAUUAGAAAAGGUAGAACUAAACGACUCGAUCAUGGCCCCUGGUGCGGAUCACGAAGGAUUCGUCGACGACGGCGCGGUCGAUGCAUCCACCACCGUGGUCAUUGCCGGUGCUGGACCGUCUGGGUUGAUGCUAGCAUGCAAUCUCGUUCGCUUUGGGAUUGACGUAACGAUCCUUGAUGACCGACCCGACAAAACAUCCACCGGAAAGGCCGACGGAAUCCAGCCCAAGACGAUCGAGACAUUAAAACAACUGCGACUAGCCGAUCCGUUGUUGAGGCAUGCGGCGCGUGUGUAUGAUAUUGCAUUUUGGGAAUCCACCCCCGAUCAACCCCUGCGACGAACAGGCCGUCAAACCCAUUACCCGGACCACCUUGUGGGCGCAUCUGAUCCCUAUAUUGUAUUGGCACACCAGGGCAUGCUGGAGGAUGUGUUCAUCGACGAUAUCGAGUCUCGCGGCGUGUCUGUCCUUCGCAACAGCUCGUUCGUCUCGUGCGCGCGGGUGUCUGGUGGUCGCGGACUGGUCGUGUCCUACGAUGACCUCGACAGCAAGUCAACUAAGAAAAUUCGGGCAGACUAUCUUGUCGGGUGCGAUGGCGCGAGGUCCAUGGUUAGGACCUUCAUCCCAGAUGCACCGCUGGAGGGAGAGAUGACCAACGCAUCCUGGGGCGUGCUCGACGGAGUUAUUGAUACCGACUUUCCCGACCUCUGGAGCAAAGUCGCCGUGCGUUCCCACGAGGGGGGCUCCAUCCUGUGGAUUCCCCGAGAGCGCAACAUGACGCGACUAUACGUCGAGUUGAGCGCAACGGAUGGAGAACGGGUAGAAAAGUCCAAAGCCACGCCAGAGUACGUGAUUCAACGCGCAAGGCAGGCCAUGCAUCCAUUCCGCCUCGAGUGGAAGAACAUCGAAUGGUUUGGCAAUUACGUUGUGGGUCAGCGCGUGGCCAAACACUUUGCGGACCCGGCCUUGCAGGUAUUCAUCGCCGGCGAUGCCGGACACUGCCACUCGGCCCUCGCGGCGCAAGGCGCCAACACCAGCAUGCACGAUAGUUUCAACCUCGCCUGGAAGAUCAACCUAGUCUCGCGUGGGCUGGCAUCGCCCGCACUACUGUCAACCUACGAGGAGGAGCGCCGCAAGAUCGCCCGCGAUCUCAUCAAUUUCGAUGCAGGUCACUGUCAAGCUUUUGCCCAGGGAGAGGCCGCUCUGGCGAAGAACUUCAACGACAACAUCCGGUUUAUCUCGGGUGUGGGCGCCGAGUAUUCAUCUGGCACGUUGACCAUGUCUUCUCUAGAGCCAUCGACCGCAACCCUCCGUCCUGGUGCCCUGAUGCUCCCUGCCCGGGUGACUCGGUACAUCGACGCCAACCCCGUCGACAUCCAGCUCGAUAUCCCCAUGCUCGGACAGUUCCGCCUGUAUCUGUUUGCGCCUGACCUCAAAGCUUCCCUACCCUUCUUGAGCACCCUGUGCCAGCAGCUGGACGCAGCGUCGUCGCUGGGUCGGGUGGCUCUCCAGGCCGACACAUCCUAUCAGAACAAGCCGCGAGGACAGUCAGAAGCAGACGCAUUUGCCCAACAUCAGAGAUACACCCCGGUGUCCCAGAUCCUGACGUAUGCCCUGGUCACGCAGUCUCCCCAAUCGGCGUUUGAGGUUGCGGAUCUGCCUGAAGCGCUGCAGAAGAGUCGGUGGACGUUAUACCUGGACGGUGGUGACACGCCCCACUGUACGGUCAAGUGGAUGGACAGGUUGGGGGAGAACGAAGCCGGGGUCGUGAUUGUCCGACCGGAUGGGUAUGUCGGGGCAGUCCACAACUGGGGUGUAGAAGAAGGGCAAGGAGCAGCGAAAUGGGUGGAUGGUUAUUUCAAGGGGUUUCUCGUUGAUUGA